AAAAUAUAUUUUUUUAUGAUUUUAACAUUUUUUUCUUCAAAUGGGGAGACUUAGUCGACAUAGAAAAAUAAAAUCAUGCGACCCUUUUUAUAAAGGACGGAAAAUUUUCGAUACAAGCUCUAAUAAUCCUGUUAAUGUCUCUCAACUGGAUCAUCAACCGGUUCCAAGGAAAGCUAAGACUUUGUUAAAUGUAAGGAUUUCAGUGAAACAAAAAGAAAAGAAAAAGGUUGUCAAUAAUGGUGUGAGGAAGCAACUUGAUAUUGAUAAAAAACCAGGAGAGACUCGGAGAGAAUUUUAUCAAAGAUUAGAUAAAGAAGCUGCAGAAGAAAUAAAUAAAAUUCUUUUGAAACAGAAACAUGUCAGUCAAAAGAGAAAAGAAUUCUUAAAGAUACGGAAGCAAAAACGCAAAGGAAGGAAACUACAAGACCUAGAAAAAGACUUCACUACAGAAAAAAUUAAAUUUGGGGAUAUUGUUGAAGAACCACCAAGUUUCACAGCUACACCUAAGCAAAAGACUGAGGCAAGUAAAAAUGAUCGAGUUAAAUCAUUGCUAUUAAAUGAUAAAUUCAAAAGUAACGCAGACAUAAAUCAUGAGCAAGAAGCUACUAUACCACUAAAGACAAAAAAACGUAAACACAUGAAUGCAUUUGAAAAGCAGAUCAGUGAUAAAGUAAGACUUGAUGCAAUCAAUGCUUAUAGAAAUAUAAAAAAGAAACGUUCAGGAAAAACAUGAUUGAUAAAUAUGUUAUGGGUUAUGUAACAAAUGUAACAUUUAAUUUGAAACAAUA
Molecule: messenger RNA, 788 nt
Organism: Xenia sp. Carnegie-2017
Lineage: Eukaryota; Metazoa; Cnidaria; Anthozoa; Malacalcyonacea; Xeniidae
Product: coiled-coil domain-containing protein 137-like
Exons: 5
Coding region: 41-733 (230 amino acids)
Source: RefSeq, a predicted model, not a curated record